Molecule: messenger RNA, 999 nt
Organism: Peniophora sp. CBMAI 1063
Lineage: Eukaryota; Fungi; Basidiomycota; Agaricomycetes; Russulales; Peniophoraceae
Source: the annotation of a GenBank genome assembly
AUGACGGUCGCCGCCAGCACGAUGCCCACAGCGUACAGAACCCCAACUAAGGCUAUACUAUCGAAAGAACAACUUGCCGCGUUCGAGUCCACACCAACACAUACUGCCAUCCUAACGUAUAUCGAGACAUUAAACUCGGCUGUCGUGAACGUGAAGCUUACCGCCGACUGUUCUCAAUCGCCCGGAUUAGAUGCCGCGCUGAAGCAUCGCGUUUCGGCAACCCUGCAUUCAAGACACGAUCGAGUACUAGAAGAGUCAGUGGCUAUCCACGAGACGUUACCUGACUUGCCGAAGGACGCGAUCCAGGAGUUGAAGGCGUACUUUGAGGAAUGCUGGGGUAGCCGGAGUAGGAUUGACUACGGGAGCGGGAUGGAGUUGAACUUUCUAUGUUGGAUGCUCUGCCUCGAACGUCUUGGCGUCUUCAAGGACUCGGACCAUAUAGCUUUGGUGACGCGUGUAUUUUUGGAGCUUGACACUCCAGGAACUUGGUUAAUGCGCCGACCUCGCAAGCAAAGCGAACGACAUAUCCUUCCAGAUACCGGGCUUGUAUGGCGCCCCAAAUGGCAGAGCGGGCUUGAGUCGAUACCCUCUGCGGACACAUGUGUCGUGCUGGACAAAGUGAUCAAUGCCUUUUCGGCCCGGCUUUCGUACUUUCGGUCUUUCGUGUUGAAUGUACCGCUUGAAGAGGUCAACUCUGAUGAAUCAGAGUGUAAAAGGUUGACACGCGAUGACCUCGACAAACUCAAAGAACUCUUGGUCUCUACCGAACAUAGUUCGGGUGAGGCUCUCGCUUCAUCGGACGCGACGGUCCAGAAGGAGGCAUGCCGCCUUCUUGGUCGAUCCGCAAGCCAGUUGCAGUUGACUCGUGCUCUACUUCAGUACCUUGGGACGACACCAUGGGGAAUGAACGUGCCUCAUGGAACCCAAUCAUGGCCGCCGAACAUAGAAGAUCAACCGUACCUCGUGCAUCUCGAGGCUCUUCGAGGGCAUUUUUCCUAA